AUUGCCCACCAGCUUCACCGUCCUCUCCCCCCAAACCACCAUCCAACACCGUUAAAAUGGCCGGCGGAAUCACCGUUCGCGAUGUCGAUGCGCAAAAGUUCAUCGUCGCCUAUGCUGCGUUCUUGAAGCGUCAGGGCAAGCUGCCCAUCCCCGGAUGGGUCGACACCGUCAAGACCGGUGCCGCCAAGGAGCUCCCUCCCCAGGACAUUGACUGGUUCUACGUCCGCGCCGCCUCCGUCGCCCGCCACGUCUACCUCCGCAAGACCGUCGGUGUUGGCCGCCUCCGCAAGGUCCACGGUACUGCCAAGAACCGCGGCAACGCCCCCUCCCACCACGUUGAUGCCUCCGGCUCCGUCGACCGCAAGGUCCUCCAGUCCCUCGAGAAGAUUGGCGUCGUUGAGCAGGACGAGGACAAGGGUGGCCGCCGCAUCACCCAGUCCGGCCAGCGUGAUUUGGACCGUAUUGCCCAGACCACCGCUGAGGCCGAGGAGGAGGAGGAUGAGGAGUAAAUUUUACCAAUAAAAAAAAGUUGAAAUUUUUCUAAUUCCUUUUUUUUUCUUCAAUUGUCAUGGAUGGGCGGCAUUUAAAAUGGGCGUACGGACUUAUAGUUUGAGGUGUAUGAACAAGAUUCCCUCUGGUUUUUGGGCUUUCGGUUAUCAAACUGGACGUGUCGCAGCCGUCUCUUCAUGAUC
Molecule: messenger RNA, 692 nt
Organism: Trichoderma atroviride IMI 206040
Lineage: Eukaryota; Fungi; Ascomycota; Sordariomycetes; Hypocreales; Hypocreaceae
Product: 40S ribosomal protein eS19
Biological process (GO): translation; ribosomal small subunit assembly
Cellular component (GO): cytosolic small ribosomal subunit; ribosome
Molecular function (GO): structural constituent of ribosome; RNA binding
Source: RefSeq, a predicted model, not a curated record